UCAAUGGUCAAUACGCUCACAGUGUUGACACAUUGUUCGAACCUGCGCAAAAAGACUUAUCUAAGUCUUGCGGCGUCCCACUUCCAUGUCCCUCAUGCUAAACAUCUUGGAAUAAUCGUGAGUCUUGUAGUAUACUAGAAAGAAAGAUGCCGUUUCGGGUAUUUCUUCUGGUCUUCUGUAUCGCAGUGACAUCAUCAUGUGCACAUUCUGGAGAACUUGAUAUAUCUCCUGUGGUCAGUCACAUGAACCUGGCGGAUCUAGUCUCCUAUACCAACCAACUGGUGGACGAAGUGGAGAAAACAGAGAUGGAGUUAAAGAAGCUGCAAACUGGCGACAUUCAAGAAGACGAAGAUGCUCGACAGAUGAGGAAGAGGAAUGCCGUACUUGCGUCUUCCGGUGGAGUCGUCACCACCUAUGUUCACUGGGGAAGCAAGUCAUGCCCUGGAGAUGGUUCCCUCGUCUAUGACGGCGUUGUCGGUGGCGCUUAUUACAGCUAUUACGGUAGCGGCACUAAUCUCUGGUGCAUGCCCAUGACGCCUAUCUACCAGGACGCACAACCCAGCUCACAGUCUGACCGGGCGUAUCUUUACGGCGCGGAAUACGAGACCAGCGACUUCCCUCCAUUAUCGUCUCUUAACCAACAAGAUCCACCGUGCGCAGUCUGUCUCAUCCCGCGGGGCACCAGCAUGAUGCUGCCGGCGAAGGAGUCCUGUCCUACCGGUUGGACAACGGAGUACGUCGGGUACCUCAUGUCUGCAGCCUACAGCAACCAGGCCAGAAAUGAAUUCAUCUGUGUCAAAAAGGACGCCGAGUUCGUACCUGGAACAAGUCCCGACCAAAAUGGAGCCCUCCUAUACCCCGUCGAAGGACGAUGUACCAACGGGGGUGGUAUUCCUUGUGGCCCGUAUGUCGAAGGGAAUGAGCUAACGUGCUCUGUUUGUUCAAUAUAAAUGUCGUCGGAGGUAUCAAUUGAAA
Branchiostoma floridae (Florida lancelet) is the source of this 975-nucleotide messenger RNA. Its product is annotated as short-chain collagen C4-like. The record is from RefSeq and is a predicted model, not a curated record. NCBI's taxonomy places the organism in Eukaryota, Metazoa, Chordata, Leptocardii, Amphioxiformes, Branchiostomatidae. Bases 147 to 950 code for a protein of 267 amino acids. The transcript has 4 exons.